Molecule: messenger RNA, 532 nt
Organism: Prorocentrum cordatum
Lineage: Eukaryota; Dinophyceae; Prorocentrales; Prorocentraceae
Source: the annotation of a GenBank genome assembly
GCAGAGGGAACGGAUCCUGCUGCCCGGCGAUGGAGAGUUCCUUGGGGUGGACGACUCCAGCCAGCAGGCACACGCCGCGGGCGGGGGCCUGGCGGCGCGCGGCGAGGUGGGCGAGGCGGCCGAGUGCGCCCAGCAGGCCGCGCCGGGCGGGAGCGGGCGGGCUGGCCCCUCUGCCGAGGAGGGCGCCGUCCAGGCGUUCCGGCGCCUGAGGACCCUGCUGCUCGCCGCGAAGGACAUCGGCUUUCCGCUGGACAUGGGCCCCGAGGAGGUCUCCGCCUGCGCCGGCAGCGGUGCCCUCCGGGCUGCCCUGCGGGCGUCCGGCAGCGCCGCCAGGCGCAUUCAUGCCGAGUUGAGCGCGACGCCCGGAACGGACAGUCAUCUUCUCUACGCGGGCGGCCUGCGGGAGUGGAUGUUCAGCCAUACAGAGUGCGAUAUGCUAGUCGAGCAGGCUCCUCCGGGGGAUCUGGAGAGGCGCAUUCAGGCAUGGCUCGAGGAGAACGGCUACUCAGAUAAGAUGGGCGAUAGCAAUUAG